This is a messenger RNA of Hippocampus zosterae (dwarf seahorse), 3415 nucleotides long. RefSeq names its product kinesin-like protein KIF20A. The transcript is spliced from 27 exons. Gene Ontology annotation, biological process: microtubule-based movement; mitotic spindle assembly. Gene Ontology annotation, molecular function: ATP binding; microtubule binding; plus-end-directed microtubule motor activity. Bases 27 to 3302 code for a protein of 1091 amino acids. Gene Ontology annotation, cellular component: spindle microtubule; nucleus. NCBI's taxonomy places the organism in Eukaryota, Metazoa, Chordata, Actinopteri, Syngnathiformes, Syngnathidae. The record is from RefSeq and is a predicted model, not a curated record.
GUGUGUGUGUGUGCAUAUAGGUCCCGAUGAUGGAGUCUUGUUUAGCCGGCUGGAAGCCGGUGAGGGUCGGCCCAGUGGAGGUGGGAGACAUCAAGCGAGACUUGCUGGAUGAAUUCUCAGCUCUGCCAAAGCAGGCUGAAGUUCAGAGUCGGUCGGAGAACCUGCAGGUCUACCUCAGGGUUCGACCUUUCACGGGGGCAGAGAGUGGAGAGUUGCAGGACUGCCUGGUCAUCGAGGGACCUCACUCUGUGGCCAUCAAAGCUCCCAGGAGCAGCCAGUCCAAGAGGCAGGGUGACAAGAUCCCUCCACAAACUGCUCAAAGGUUUACCUUCACCCAGGUCUUUGGACCAGACGCCAGUCAGAGGAAAGUGUUUGAGGGAUCGGUUCGGGGUUUGGUGCAAGAAGUUCUGCACGGGGAAAACUGUCUGCUCUUCACAUACGGAAUCACCAACGCCGGGAAAACCUUCACCUUCCUCGGCCCGGAGCACGACAGCGGCCUGCUGCCGCGGUGCCUGUGGGUGAUCUUCAACAGCACGGAAGGUCGUUUGUACGCCGGCUGCGAGCUGAAACCCCACCGCUGUCGAGAUUUCACCCGACUGACUCCGGAUCAGCAAAGAGCUGAGCGGGCCGGCAAACUGAGUCUGCUGCGUAGCGUCCGAGAGAAUGACAAAAAUGGGACAUCUGCCCGAUCGACUUCUCUUGAGGCCUCAUCCCUGAGCUCCGACUGCAGCGUCAACAGCAUAUCCGAGAGCGACAGCAUGUGCCUGGACGUGCCGCCCGACGUUCGCUUUUCUGUUUGGGUUUCCUUCUGUGAGAUUUACAACGACAAUAUUCACGACCUUCUGGAGCAGCUCCCCGGUGGACAUGUGAAGAGGACGACGCUACGUCUGUCGCAAGAUGUCAAAGGAAAUUCUUUCAUCAAAGACUUGAAGUGGGUCCAGGUGAAUGGCGCCGAGGAGGCUUUCAAGGUCAUGGAGAUUGGCAAGAAGAACCAAAGCUUGGCCUCCACCAGACUCAACCAGCAGUCCAGCAGGAGCCACAGCAUCUUCUCCGUCAGGAUCCUGCGGGUGGACGCCGCCGAUGCCGUCCCCAGGUUCCUCGGCGUCAGCGAGCUGGUGUUGUGCGACCUGGCUGGGUCGGAACGCUGCUCGCGCACCCGCAACACGGGCGAACGCCUGAAGGAGGCAGGAAAUAUCAACAGCUCGCUCCUUGCGCUCGGCAAGUGCAUCAACGCGAUGAGGAUCAAGCAGAGUGCCAAGUUCCAGCAGCACAUUCCCUUCAGGGAGUCCAAGCUGACCCACUUCCUGCAGGUCUUCUUCUGCAGUGGCGGCAAAGUGUCCAUGGUGGUCAACAUCAACCAGAACUUGUCCUGCGUGGACGAGACGCUCAACGUCCUCAAGUUCUCCGCCCUGGCCCAGAAGGUGGUGAUGUUGAACUCCAGGCCGGCCAGCCUGGACGACGCCUCCCUCAGGUCGGCGAUGGAUGUGUCCGUCCUCAUCAACGAGGCCGACCAGCGCCGAAACGUGUUGGCGCACGGACGCAAAAGCUCCAUGGUAGCCUGGGAGAGCACCUUGGAGGACGUCAUGGAGGACGACGGGGAGGAGGAGGAGGAGGACGAGAGUGGCAUGGAGGAAACGGUGCUCAAGGCAGCAGAUGAGAACGACGAUGACGAAGGGGAGGGCACCAUGGAGGAAGAGGACAAGUCGGACAAGGAGGCGGCGUUCCGUUUGGUUGCGGAGGCUCAGAUCAGAGAGGAAGUCUGCGCCGAGUUCAUGGAGAUCUUCAAGCAGAUGGAGAAAGACUACAGCGAGCGUCUGGAGAAGGAGCGAGAGAUCCUGGAGGAGCGAGCCGAGAGGAGGCUGGAGAUCCUCAAGAACCUGCUCAGCCAGACCGCACGGGAGGACAAGGAGGAGGGGCAGGCGGCGGCGCUUCUGGAGGGAGUCCUCAGCUUGGUGGGACAAGACCUGCAGAAGAUCCGAGCGGAUGCUCAGAGCGUGCAACAGCAACUGCUGCUGGCCAAUCAGGUUGACCGCGCGUCCGCCAGGAAGCGGCGCGGCGAUGACAAAGAGGAGGACGGCGAUGACACCAAGGAGGAAGGACGGAGGCGGAGCGCCGAGCGAGGCGCUUUGUCGCUCGCCGGCCCACGGCCGCUCCCCGUAGGCGGCCCGGAAAACCUGCGGCAGGACAACUCGCCUGACGUCGGCGCCAGGCUGCCGGCGAAAGAGGGCGAGUGUGGCGCCUCGUCGUUGCCCGCCAAGUCGCCGCGACGCCAAAGUUGCCGACUGACUCAAAGCAACCACGCGCUCGUUGACAAAAUCUUUGCGCUGCAGACGCAGGCCAGUUCCUUGGAGCGCAGUCUGCGAGAGGAAGCGCAGCGCGCAGCCGUCGCCAAGGAUCAGUUGGCCGCCGCCGAGGCCCGCCUCCGGCACCUCGAGGACCAGCGGAAUGCCAAAACCAAGGGACAGGAAGACUUGAGCACCUUCCACGCCAACAUGGCCCAACUGCGGAAGGAGUGCCAGGCGGCUGUGGAGAGCUCCGCCCACAAGUCCAAAGUCAUCCAGGAAAUGAUGCAAGAAAAGAUGUGCAGCGACAGGAAGUGUGAGCAGCUCAGGGAGGAAUUGGCCAAUCAGAAGGCAGAAUACUGCCACCGGCUCGGAGAGCUGAGGGCGGAGCUUGAGCGACAGGCCGCCGCUCUGCGGAGGCAGACGGAGGAGGAUGACAAGCGACGGCAAGCUCUUCAGCGCGUCCUGCGUGAGAAGGAAAAGCUGGUCGAAGACCUCGAGAAACAGGCGGACGCCAUGAGACGAGAACUGGAGUGCGUCAUGGCCCAAGUGCGGCGGCGCGAGGAGGAGGAGGAGCAGAAGGAGAACAAGGAGAACCCGACCAUGGGGACCCUGGCCCUGGUGGAGGAGCUCAAGGAAGAAAUUCAGAAGCUGCACGACAGCCGGAAGAGGCGGAGACAUGAAGCGCUUUUGCAGUUCUGCUGUCCAUUGAACGACGCCGAAUCAAAAGACCAAAGCGCACCGAAGAAAAGGAAAAGCUGCCAAGUGGAGGGCUUGCGGUCGAGUGACAGCAAGCGAAACAAGCGAGCGAACAUCCUGAGCAGCCCAGCCGAAAGCGAUUUGGGACACUCUGUCACCACGGCAACCAAACCCAAGCGAGGGCGGAGGAAGCUUUACGGGAAGGGAGUAGCCGCCGUGCUUGAAACGUCGCCAGAUCCGGCGGCCGUGGCGGUUGCAGACCCAAGUGAAAAGGAAAGCGAUCAAAUGAUCAUCAGGCGCAAGCUGCGUUCUCGGAAGUGACCUCAUCCGAUGGGAAGAUUUCAGGACGGGUUUGAAAUCACCUCCUUGUCAAUUUUGUAAAUUGAAGAUUUUUUUUUUUGACUUGAAGGAAAUAAAAUGUGAGCAUUCCCAAA